AUGUCUGUUGCCAAGUACACCAUAGUCAACCCCAACGAUCCCCAUCCCUUCCCUGAAUCUCACAAAAUCACCGUCAGGGUGACAUCUGUGGAGUCAGGACAGUUUUCUUUUCAGGCGGCUGAGGCUGGGGAUUACAUGACUUGCUUUUGGGCCCUAGAUCACAAGCCACAGUCUACGAUCACCAUUGAUUUUGAUUGGAAGACUGGUGUGGCUGCUAAGGAUUGGACCAACGUUGCUAAGAAAGGCACAAUCAAUUUUGUUGGUGACAAUGAGCUUUGUGUUGCACAUUUGAAUGGGGUAAAUGGUGAUGUUUUUGAGUUUGUUUCAUGGUUGCUCAUGGUUGUUCUGAUUCAAAAAAUAGUAUUUGUUUUUGAUAGAUUAGGGUAA
This is a messenger RNA of Camellia sinensis, 387 nucleotides long. The record is from RefSeq and is a predicted model, not a curated record. NCBI's taxonomy places the organism in Eukaryota, Viridiplantae, Streptophyta, Magnoliopsida, Ericales, Theaceae.